CCCCCCCCCUCCCCCCGUGUCUGCGCUGAUAACAAAGAGGUCCCUGUGGUCCUCUGAAGUCUGCUGCUGUUUGGACCUCCUCCUCCUCCCUCUGUCCUCCUUCCUGCACCUCCGCCCCAUCCUCCUGUCUCUGAUGCCGCCGCAUCCACACGGAGUUCCGGACGGAUUCAGCGCGUGUUCGCUGACAUUUCCCCGGAUCUAACUGGGCUCAUCUGACRGCAGCUGAUCGGUGGUUUCACGGGAGUUGUUUUUCAUUCCUCCGUCUGUAAAGAAGCUCRUGUCUGAACUCCUCCCUCACAAACACUCGUGCCAUGCAGGAGGUGUAAUCCUCCACCCUCCUCUUCUCCCUGUGCCACGGUGACCACCCCCUCCCCUGCCGUUAACGAGUCAAGAUGUCAGACGCCGGCUCCUCACUGCCGACAGACCCCCUGCUGCCUCUGACCUCCCCACGCACUCCCCUGCAGCUCUCCUUCCCCUUCUUGAGGGAAGGCAGUCGUGUUUGGGAGAGGGAGAGGAAGCCGUUGCAGCCCGGAGAGCUGCCCAGUCCACUGCCCACCAAACGUACCCGCACAUACUCAGCGACAGUCCGAGCCAGAUCAGGCCCCGUGUUUAAAGGGGUUUGUAAAAACUUCUCCAGGUCUCAGGGUCAUGGAUUCAUACACCCUUCUCACGGAGGAGAGGACAUCUUUGUCCACAUUUCUGACAUCGAUGGCGAGUACGUGCCUAUGGAAGGAGACGAAGUCACAUACAAGGUGUGCCCCAUCCCUCCCAAGAACCAGAAGGUCCAGGCUGUCGAGGUGGUCAUCACUCACCUAAACCCAGGCACCAAGCACGAGACCUGGUCGGGUCAAAUCAUCAGCUCCUAGACGAGCGCGACCGUUGGCGAAGCUACACAGGGAUUAAAUUUUAGGAUUUUUGAUUUUGUGGCYCACAGACUUGGGGACCAGGUGAAGGAUCUGAGCUGAGAUGGUAGGCUGUUGGUGAUAAAGGUUAUAGAGUAGAGAUUUGAUUGUAAAUGUUUGAAUGUUUUCCUGUGCCGACCAUGGAUUCAUCUUUUUUUGUUUGUUCUGUUCAGGGAUUAAAUGUUCGGUUAAGUAAGUUUGGGUUGAAGUGGUGGUGCAAGCAAUCUUGCAUUUACCUCAAUAGUAUAUAGAGUACUAUAGUACUGUAGGUGUUUAGGAGGUGAUGUCUUGAUUGGAUUUAGGUGUAAAUGAUAGUUACAGUAUACAGGAGGAUUAAAAUGUGGUUAGAGCAAACUGGAAGGAGUACUGCCAUAUUGACUCUCAGUCGACCUGAAGUUUUAAGGGGUCAGCUCAGCAGAGUUCUUUAAUUUGCUUCCAUAAUCUCAGCUGAUGCGUAUCGCUGCCAAAAUCACUGCCAAAAUCAUAAAAACAAACUGUAGCUUAACAUGUUUCAUCCAUCACAGAUGAAGAUGAAAAAACAAACCCUUUCAAUUGUACAGGUUGUUUUCAUUAUCACAAGAAGAGCUUCUCAGAUCCCUAAAUCAAAAGUGUUUCAUGUGUAAUGGUUGUUUACACAGAUGGGCUUCAGAUUCACAUUCACUUAGUUCUAAAAGGGUUUAGGCCUUGACCACUGGGACAAGCUCUACAUAUUUGAAAUUAUGCUCCUUUCCAGUACUGCAACACCUGRUUGUCAAUGAGCCAAUGUUAGUAUCCUGUUUGAUUUUCCUAUGACGGUCUGAAAGUUUGGUGGUAAAGGCCAGAGGUUUUGAGGGAUGGCAGGAGGUGAGAAACAAGGGAGGACCAAAGAUGGGGCAGAGGAUGGAGUGAUAAACGUUAUAAGUGCAGAGACUAUAUCAGUUAUAGGCCCUCACCACACUACUCCAGGUAUUUUUUUAAAAACUGAGAUUUUCUGCUUCUUUAGCAGCUCUUUGCCAUGUGCAAAUGCAGAUUUUAAAAAAACUCCAUUUUUGUUUGUGACCAAGUCAAUUCAGAUCGGAGUCCUAGCAGUGUAUGUCACAAAAGCUCUCACUUUGUGUCCUAGAAACCAAAACAAGAGUGUGCUAAAAUGGUUACUUACUAAAGGAAAAUUGUAAACUGUAAAGGCGUUCUUGCCAUGCAGUGGCUAGGAUGAGGCUCAAUUGUACUGUGUGCAGUUAAUCAUCAGAAAAACAGUCAUAGAUUAAUAUUUGCGAUUAGUGACUUAUGUACGACGGCGCAGAGCUAACGAUAAUGCUAACGCAGAGCUAAUGCUAACACUGCAUACACGUUUAAUCACCUGAAACAAUGCUAUGAACUGGAGUACGAGGAAAGCCAGCAAAUAGAAACUGAGACCACAGCAAACUUUCCUCUGAUGAAUGUUGGAAACAAAUCUCAGUCCAGAAUCCACGAUGAAUUCAAGCAUACUGACUCUUACGAGCGUCAAAGUAAGCACCGGAAAGAAAUAAUGCAGGCUGUGGCUGUUAAAAUGAAUAAGUUAGUUUGACAAGUAUAAUUUUAAAACACAGAGUAACUGAUUUAGUUAAAAACAAGUGCAAUUGUCAUGUAUUAAUUGGCUAAAUUCUACAAUUAAUUGUGACUAGAAUGAUCUGAAUGGAGGUUUUUUUUGUAGGUUUUUAUAGAGAAGAAAUGAUCAGUGAAAUAAAAAUAUCUGGAGUUUUGUAGAUGGGGUCCCAAAGUCAGUCAUUCACAUACUGUGGGUCAACAAACAAAGUUUACUUUAAAGGAAAAGUUUGACAGUUUUGAAGGAAACAUGUUUGUGUUAUUGUGAGCCAUUUUAUUAGUCAAGUAAUAAGAUUUUGAUUUAUAAAACCUAGUAAAACAGAACAUGUGGCAGGCUAUCUUAGUUCAGCAUAACAAAUAAAACAAAGCGAUAGAGCCAAUGAAACAUGACAGAGGACAAGAUAAGAGGAUUUGUUUUUUUCCUCACUCAUAAUGUGCUACAUGGAAACAUGGACAGAAAAGCUCUUCAGCAAAGCCAACACCUGAAGGAGUUAUUCUGCAGACAGAUUCAUGUUAUUGACAGUAACUUGUCCUCAUACCCCUUUUUGCAAAUUGUCCAUCUUUUGAGUAGAAGAAGUUAGGAUUGUCUGUCUCUGGAUACAAUAAAGAUAUAUGAGCAACAAAAAUGAA
This is a messenger RNA of Austrofundulus limnaeus, 3092 nucleotides long. RefSeq names its product cold shock domain containing C2, RNA binding a (gene csdc2a). Gene Ontology annotation, cellular component: cytoplasm. NCBI's taxonomy places the organism in Eukaryota, Metazoa, Chordata, Actinopteri, Cyprinodontiformes, Rivulidae. The transcript has 4 exons. Gene Ontology annotation, molecular function: mRNA 3'-UTR binding. Gene Ontology annotation, biological process: regulation of mRNA stability. The record is from RefSeq and is a predicted model, not a curated record. The coding region runs from base 393 to 866 and encodes 157 amino acids.